Messenger RNA from Candidula unifasciata, 378 nucleotides. Lineage: Eukaryota; Metazoa; Mollusca; Gastropoda; Stylommatophora; Geomitridae. The record is from the annotation of a GenBank genome assembly.
AUGGAUAAGAAUAAGCAUCUGGUAUUCAUGUACGGAACUCUCAAGUCCGGGGAGGCCAACCACAAACAGCUGUUUGCCAAAGGUGCCGAUGGAUCUGUGUUUCUGGGACACGCACGGACAGUGUCCAGGUUCCCGCUCAUCGUCACAACGCCAUUCAACAUUCCCUUCCUUUUACACAAGGAAGGCUUGGGGCAUAGAAUAAAAGGGGAGCUGUACCUCAUCGACGAUGAGACGCUGAAGCAUAUAGACUGGUUCGAGGGUCACCCGCACUGGUAUGAGAGGCGUCAGAUCAAAGCCGAGCUACUCACAGACAGCCUGGGCAACAAACUGGACAAGCCUGAAACCCUGCAGGUCUGGCUCUACGGCUUGUCAAGGUAA